This is a messenger RNA of Paramecium pentaurelia, 751 nucleotides long. The record is from the annotation of a GenBank genome assembly. Lineage: Eukaryota; Ciliophora; Oligohymenophorea; Peniculida; Parameciidae.
AAUGAUAAGUUUGUAUUAUAAUAAAUUAUCCAUAAAUUGUUUAAUAUUUUUUUCAGGUUUUUGCAGUGGAGCUACUUAAGGUAUAUUAUCAAUAGAUCAAAAAUAAUAGAAGCCAAGCUGAGAUAUGGAAAUGAAAAGGAAUAAAAUAUGGGUAUUAUAAUAAUAAUAAAUAAGAGAUUCAUAUCUUAUUAUCAACUUUAUUGGUAGCAAAUUUAUUGGCUAAUGAAUCCUACAAGUGAUUGGAUUGCAUUUUUGAUUUCCAUAAGCAAUAAUGACAGGAAAACAUUAAUUUAGAAUAGCAUCCUUCAUUAUACCUUAGAGAAAGUCUAUAAUUUCAAUUUUAUAUUUAAUUUGCUUUUCCUUUAGUUUGUACAAAAAAUAAAAGGUAUCAUUUGGAAUAUAUUCAAUAAUUAAUGAAGAUAUGUAAGCAAUAGGAUGUGAUAAAACCAGAAAAAUUAAAAAUUAUAGUUUCAGUAAUGGAAUUGAGAAAUAAAUUUAUGAUCAAUCUUAUUAAACCAAUCCAUCAAGUAUGUUAUAUUUAGCAAGAUGAACCAAUUUGUAAGAGUAUAAUAAGGAAAUUAAAAUUAAAGGAAUAUUCAAUGAUUCCUAUAAUUGAGAAUAAUUGUGUGAUUGGAUUAUUCAAAUCUAAAGAUCUGAUACUUGAUAACUUAUAAUAGAAUUAGUUUAGAUAUUAAUUAACUUUUGAUAAUAUCAGGUGACACAAAAAUGUUAGAUUUAUUAUUGAUGUUUC